AACAUUACAAAUUAUUGCAUUACAAUGUAAUGUAACUAUAUAAUGUCACCAUUUCAUUGAAAAAGCAAGUACAUUGUGUCACUCCUCUUCAACGCCAAGGUGAAGUAAAUCUAAAUGCAUUUUUUUUUAUCAACUUCACUAUUGAACACAAAGGUUUGCCUUCUACACCCCAGUUAUAUGAACUAGGGUGUGUUUAGUAAAUACAUGACUAUCAUUUUAUAACAAUAUUAGUGGUUGUUAAAAAUAAUUGUUAAUAUCAAAUAACUUCCAGAUGAACGACAUUUAUUUUGAUAGGUUGUAUCUGGAAAUGUUAGCGGAAAUACAGGGUAUUUCCUGGAACUGAAAUUUGGCAGAUAUUUGUUAUGAUGUAGCUAGCUGAUGCAGAUAGUCCACGAACAACCAAUGUAAAGAUGAAACAGUCAACCACAUUGAUAAGUCGAACUGUCGUUUUGCCGAUUUCCACUAACGUUACUAUUUGGCGCAAUGCUGAGCACUCGAGAAAUGUUGAUAUGUUUAUGUUACAUGUAACCACAUUGCUAGCUCGCUGGUCGUAGCCAGCUAGCUAGCUUGAACUGGCUGUGUGGUGCCGCGUAGCCUAACGUUAGUGAUUUUGUUUUAACUCUGUUACCUUUUUUUGUGAACUUGUGAACCAUGGAUGGAAUGCUUUACAAGUGGACUAACUAUAUGACUGGAUGGCAGCCACGCUGGUUUGUUUUGGACAACGGAAUCAUUUCUUAUUAUGACUCCCAAGAUGAUGUUGGGAAGGGGAGCAAAGGAAGUAUAAUGAUGACUGUCUGUGAAAUCAAAGUUCAUUCAACUGACAAUACCCGACUGGAGCUGAUCAUACCAGGAGAGCAACAUUUUUAUGUAAAAGCUGUGAAUGCGGCCGAGAGACAGAAGUGGUUGGUUGCCCUCGGAAGUUCUAAAGCCGGUCUCAUCGAUACCAGAACCAAAAAAGGGAAAGAACUGACAGAGACCACAGACUCUUUGAAAACCAAGAUGUCGGAACUGCGACUCUACUGUGACCUACUGAUGCAGCAGGUCCACACCAUCCAGGAGUCAGUGGUUCAAGAAGACCAAACAAGGUCCGACACUGAGAGUAUGGAUGAAGCCUCGUCGUUACUGAGCGCAACAUGCAACACCUUUAUAAAGACACUGGAGGACUGCAUGAAGAUUGCCAACUCCAAGUUCAAUACUGACCUGCUGACCCCUCCUGACCGUCUGAUGUCUCCUGUCUCUUCAUCCGCCAUACAGAUGGCCCGGAUGAAGCGGUCCAUUAGUCAUCCGGGGACCUACAGUUUCGACAGGUCAAGCCAUUUGCCAAAGGACGGGCUCCCGCCGCUGCCACUCCCGCCGUCGCAGAGGUCGUCUCAGAGACGCACGCGCACGUGUUCAGACACGGACACACUCAGCGACAGCUGCACAGAGGAGACAGACAGAACGUUGCCAUAUUCCAAAGCCACUGUCAACGGAGACUCCGCUCCCAGCAUUCCUGAAGAAACGGGCAUAAAUGCCAACAGGAACGAGAGGUCUGCUUCAGACAUGGACACUCCAGAGUCGGACCUUUCGCUCUGAAAACAGGCAUUCUUUUUUUGCUUUAUUUUCAAAAUUCCUUUGUCUUUUAAAAUCUUUUACUUUAAUAGAUACUGCUAUGCAGUCUCAACUUGCAUUGCAUUACUGGUAUUGUAGGAAAUAUACUAUAGUAUUAUUUCCUUUGCAAGCAUUUAUUUGCACUUUAAAAAGAUGGAGAUGAAUGUUUGUAUUGGUAAAGGUAUUUUUAAAUGUCGUCAAUGCCAGGUCAUGAGACGUCUUGACUGAUACAGAGAUGUGGUAGCGACUCAUCAGUGUGUUUUGCAGACGUUCAUCUGCAGGUUCAGUGGCAGCCUAUUCAAAUGAAAACCUACAGAGAACUUUUAGUUAGUGUGGAGUCGAGAGGGAGUCGAGUCCAUGUUCCAUGGCAAGUCAAACAGCCACUGCGAUACUAUUUAUCAAAUUACAACCACUUUUACAGAAGGAGGGUGUCAAAAUGUUUGCCUAAAUUAUAGAGCAAGUUUAGGGGUCUCAUAAAGCUACUUAGAAAAUCUGUGUCUACAUCAUGUAGCUUAUGGUGACAGAUAUGUAUUUUGUGUACAAGCUUCUGCCAGAUUUUACACUAUUUCUGGGAUAUGUGUCAGAUACAGCCCCUUUAAAAAUAGAAAAGGGGUUUCCAUGGAGGGUUUUCCCCCCAAAAGAUCCCACUUGUAUUUGUUCUCUUACUUUAUAACAAUCUUUUGUGCAGUUGCAAGGCUAUAGGUGGUAUACAUUUGUCUGUAAGCUCCAGAAUGAAAAGGUCAAAUUGAUUAGACUGGGUUAGUUACUGUACUACUGUAUCUGAAAAAAAUCCCUGUGAAUGGUACUAUGGUACUAUGUACCAAACCGACCAGAACCACUGUAGACAGAGUACAUAUCUGUCCCCAUAAGCAAAAUAAUAGGUAUACAAAAUUUCUACGUAGCCUUUUUGAAUCCCUUGUAAAUUUGACACCUCUGUAAAAGUGGCUGUAACUUGAUAAAUAAUGACCCCAUUGCUGUAAUAUUUGGGCUUUCAUAUUCAUUUAUUUUCCACCAGAAAAAAAAAAUGAAAUAAUUGAGGUGGGGAAGUUUAAAAAAAAAAAACGAAAAAAAAAAAAACUGGUUGCAUUGACAUGGAAUAGCUCUGUGCCAAUGAGUAAUGUGGAUGUGAAAGCAGUUAUCUUCUAUGUAAGAAAAAACACAGGCAAAUACUUGGCAUGGACCAGUGUUAACAGUGUUAACAUUUUCUGAAAAUAAGUGAGUCACUUUAUUUAUUUUUAUGUUUUCUAAAGAUGUUCUGAAGAAUGUGCACUGCUCACAUUAUGUCCGUCCCCUAACUGCUCUGCCUUAACCUCGGAUCUUCGCAUGGAAGGAUGUCUCUGACUAUUGAUGUCUCUGACUAUUGACAAGUACUGAUUUGUGAGAAGUUAACAUGUACAAUAAAUAUAUGGAAUAAGGAAAUAUUUA
This is a messenger RNA of Clupea harengus (Atlantic herring), 3015 nucleotides long. RefSeq names its product pleckstrin homology domain containing, family A (phosphoinositide binding specific) member 3 (gene plekha3). Gene Ontology annotation, cellular component: early endosome; trans-Golgi network; recycling endosome. NCBI's taxonomy places the organism in Eukaryota, Metazoa, Chordata, Actinopteri, Clupeiformes, Clupeidae. Gene Ontology annotation, biological process: retrograde transport, endosome to Golgi; endosome organization; receptor recycling. The record is from RefSeq and is a predicted model, not a curated record.